AUGGAGGAGUCCAUCCACGUUCCGUCUGAUGCUGUGGCUCCGGUAUGCGAGCACAUCGAAAUCUCCUUUGGAAGGGUCCUGGCCCCCUUGGAGACCCAGAUCCAGCAGAACGCACAGUUUCUGCCGGAUUUGCACUCGGACCUGCACUAUGUUGCUCUAGUCACGGGUUAUGCCAUCGUUAAGGUUUGUGGUGAAGACGAUAGUGAAGGAGAAGGGCUGAUUGGGCAGCACUCUGAGCCCCCUGCCGAUGAAGAGGUCGAGAAGCCAAGUGUGGAAGAGGAAGAGGAAGAGGAAGAGGAAGAAGAGCUGGACAAGCUGUUGGGCAUCGAACGACUAAGCGAUCUGAUCAGUGAACGCCCUCCACGGGAACCUGAGAGAACCUACAAUGAAAAGGACUUUGAAUAUCAUCGACACACAUCUCACCACAUUCACCACCCACUCUCAACCCGCUUGCCACACCAUAUGCGCUUCAGGAUGAAGGUCCCUCGCCCAGAGCGUAAGAAGAAGAGAAGGAGGAAAAAGAAAAAGACUUCAGUACCUCCAUCCGAGGUGACGCCCACCAUCCAGGAAGUGGAUGAGGAGGAGGAAGAGACCUCGGAGGUGGAGACCCAGAACAAAGAUCUGUCGGCGAACGAGGAGAUGCGUGACCCACCUAAGUGCUAUCUUGCUUCACCUGAAUUGACCGAGUCUCUCGUGAUUGAGCAGCAGAUCCUAGACUCUCCCCAGAAGCCAUCGGAAUUUUAUUCAGAAAAGGCGGAAAGCUUUCUAAAACCUUCCCUGGAUUCCCCAGACUCCUUCGUGAGAAGCCCUGACAAACGGAAGCCCCUGCACCGGAUCGCGAGUGGCCAGAGAGCACGUUACGAUCUGCGGGAACGAAUCUGCAUCGGGAGCAUGACUGCGCUAGGAGCCACCGUGUAUCAGAAAGUGCCAACAGAUGAUGCGGAGGCACAAAUGCUAGCCAGCGCUGACCUGGACUACAUGAAAAGCCAUCGAUUUGAGGACAACCCUGGAGUUCGUCGCCAUCUGGUCAAGAAACCGUCAAAAAGCCAAAUGAGUAAAGUUAGCAUCAAAAUCCCCCAAAGCAGCAUGAAAAAGACUCGGCUUGACAGAAAACCUCAUGAGGUUUUUGUGGAACUGAAUGAGUUGGUCAUGGGUAAGAACAAUGAGAUGAUGUGGCGGGAGACCGCUCGCUGGAUCAAGUUUGAGGAAGACGUGGUAUCGGAGACGUACAAGUGGGGCAAACCGCAUGUGGCGUCCCUCACAUUCCGCAGUCUGCUGGAGCUGAGAAAGACCAUUGCACAGGGGGCAGUGCUACUGGAUCUGGAACAGAAAACAUUACCUGGAAUAGCCCAACUGGUGGUGGAAAACAUGGUGAUCACUGAUCAGAUCAAACCGGAAGACAGAGCCACUGUAUUGAGAGCCCUUCUAGUCAAACACAGCCAUCCUAACGAUGAAAAGGAAGGGAUCUUUUUCCCUCGUAAUGUCUCUGGCUCCACCAAAGCCUCCACCCUGAGUGCUCACCAUCUCCACCAUGAGCACAAAAUGUCAAAGGACUCCUUCAUCACGGUGCCCCUAAUGGGGGAAGAACGUAUCGAGGUGCAAGACCCCAAGAAGUCAGAGCCAGAACCUCAGAAACAUCCAAAACCUCCAAUCAGCCGCAACAGUGAGAAGCACAAAAGGAAAGCAGAGCAGAGGCUCCUGGAGAAGAUUCCGGAAAACGCAGAAGCAACGGUGGUUCUCAUCGGGACUCUUGCCUUUCUGGAACAGCCCACCAUGGCGUUUGUACGUCUUAGUGAAGCGGUGUUCCUUGAAUCGGUUCUGGAAGUGACAGUCCCUGUGCGGUUCAUCUUUAUUCUACUUGGGCCAGUGCAGUCCAACAUGGACUACCAUGAGAUUGGGCGGAGCAUCUCCACCCUGAUGUCAGACAAGGAUUUCCAUGAGGCAGCGUAUGAGGCUGAUGAUCGACAGGACCUCUUAAAUGCCAUCAACGAGUUCCUGGACUGCAGCAUUGUCAUUCCACCUUUGGAGUUGGAAGGCAAAGAUCUCCUGAGAUCUGUUGCUGCAUUUCAGAAGGAGAUGCUGAGAAAGAGAAGACUGAGAGAGCAUAGAAAGUCACUGAGGAGGGAGGAAACCAAAUUCCAGAUUAAAGAUGUGUGCGAGGAGGUGAAGGAGGAAAGUGAAGAUGAUCCACUGAAGAGAACAAGAAUUCCAUUUGGGGGCUUGUUCCGGGAUAUCAAGCGGAGGUACCCCAAAUAUCUAAGCGACCUCCGGGAUGCUUUGGACUGUCAGUGUUUGGCCGCAAUCAUCUUUAUUUACUUUGCUGCAUUGUCACCUGCCAUCACCUUUGGAGGAUUACUUGGUGCCAAGACAGAAGGAUUGAUUGGGGUGUCGGAGUUAAUCAUCUCCACAUCAGCAACAGGCGUCGUCUUCUCUCUGUUGGGAGCUCAACCCCUCCUAGUGAUCGGUUUCACAGGCCCCCUGCUGGUGUUUGAAGAGGCGUUUUACAAGUUCAGCAAGACACAGAAAUUGGACUACCUCACGGGUCGGGUGUGGAUUGGCUUCUGGCUCACGAUCAUUGUGAUUGCUACGGUGGCCUUUGAGGGCAGUUUACUGGUACGCUACAUCUCGCCCUUCACGCAGGAGAUUUUUGCCUUCCUCAUCUCCAUCAUCUUCAUCUAUGAGACCUUCCACAAUCUUUAUGAAGUCUUUGAGGAAAACCCACUCCUGAAGACAUACCCACCUAUUUCUCAGCCGAAGUCCAAUAUUAGUGAGCAGCCUGUACCCACCACACAACAGAUGCAACCCAACACAGCCCUUCUGUCUCUUGUCAUGAUGGUUGGCACUUUCUUCAUUGCAUAUUUCAUGAGGAAAUUCCGGAAUAGCCGGUUCCUAGGAGGAAAAGCCCGACGCAUCAUUGGAGACUUUGGAAUUCCCAUUUCGAUCCUGGUGAUGGUAAUUGUGGACAUCGCAGUCACUGACACCUACACUGAGAAACUGAAUGUGCCCCUGGAAUUUUCUGUCACUUCUCCCAACAAGCGAGGCUGGUUCAUUCACCCAAUGGGGAAGGAUCAGAACUUCCCAACGUGGAUGAUAUUUGGCUCGGUGAUCCCAGCCUUGCUCCUGUUCAUCCUCAUCUUCAUGGAGACAAACAUUACUACUCUCAUCGUCAGCAAGAAGGAACGGCGGCUGGUGAAGGGCUCGGGAUUCCACCUUGACCUGCUGCUCAUUGGCGUGGCGGGUGGCAUCUGUGGCAUCUUUGGGCUCCCGUGGCAGACGGGCGCCACUGUGCGGACCAUCGCCCAUGUCAAUGCCCUGACGGUAAUGAGCAAGAGCACCGCGCCAGGAGAGACACCAAAGAUCGAGGAGGUGAAGGAGCAACGUAUCACUGGAAUCUCGGUGGCAUUACUCGUGGGUCUCUCCGUGGUCAUGAGUAAGAUUCUCCAGUUGAUUCCGAUGCCGGUUUUGUUUGGAAUCUUCCUGUACAUGGGCGUGACAUCGCUAACAGGAAUCCAGCUGUAUGAACGCCUGCUGCUGAUGUUCAUCCCAUCCAAGCACCACCCAGAUCACGUCUACGUGACAAAAGUGAGGACUUGGAAGAUGAACUUGUUCACGUUCAUCCAGCUGACCUGCAUCAUCAUUCUCUGGGUCAUCAAAUCCACUAUCAUCUCCCUGGCAUUCCCGUUUUUCCUGAUCUUGACAGUGCCCACGCGGCGCUACCUACUGCCGAAGUUUUUCAAGCAGGUGGAACUGAUGGCGCUGGAUUCUGAAGAAACACAUCCAAACCUCGAUGAAGAUGGACAAGAUGAAUACACUCCCCAUGCAGGUCCUAUAUCGAUGCUGUCUGAUGCCAAUACCAUUCAACAGACAGGCAGAAGACAGGCACGCACCACUGAGUCACGAAGAUGGGUACAUCCAGAACAUGGGAGCUCCAUGGAGUUUAUACAGAUGAAUUUUUCCCCUCUGUUUGACCAGAUAGCUGUUGAAGCUGCCAGGUUAUCACUCUACAACAAGAGACGCACCAUCACUAGCCAAGAAGUUCAGAGUGCUCUGUGUCAUGUACUCUCUGGAGGACUUGCUAUUAAAUAG
This is a messenger RNA of Carcharodon carcharias (great white shark), 4086 nucleotides long. RefSeq names its product anion exchange protein 3-like. The record is from RefSeq and is a predicted model, not a curated record. Gene Ontology annotation, molecular function: protein heterodimerization activity; solute:inorganic anion antiporter activity; monoatomic anion transmembrane transporter activity. Gene Ontology annotation, cellular component: plasma membrane. NCBI's taxonomy places the organism in Eukaryota, Metazoa, Chordata, Chondrichthyes, Lamniformes, Lamnidae. The transcript has 25 exons. The coding region runs from base 1 to 4086 and encodes 1361 amino acids. Gene Ontology annotation, biological process: transmembrane transport; bicarbonate transport; monoatomic anion transport.